Messenger RNA from Haplochromis burtoni (Burton's mouthbrooder), 1800 nucleotides. Its product is annotated as dual specificity protein phosphatase 13. Bases 1078 to 1731 code for a protein of 217 amino acids. Gene Ontology annotation, biological process: negative regulation of MAPK cascade; protein dephosphorylation. Gene Ontology annotation, cellular component: cytoplasm. Lineage: Eukaryota; Metazoa; Chordata; Actinopteri; Cichliformes; Cichlidae. The record is from RefSeq and is a predicted model, not a curated record. The transcript has 4 exons. Gene Ontology annotation, molecular function: MAP kinase phosphatase activity; protein tyrosine/serine/threonine phosphatase activity.
AAGCCUGGGAUUUCUAUAAUCCGUCAACUUUGACUGUUUUAUUGUGGUUUUCGUUCUUAAAACAGUAUUGUCAUUCUUGCCUUGGCAUUCAUUUCCCCCCUUUAUAACAUUCAAACUUUUUUAUAUGAGGUUAUGUUAUACAUCAAUAUCUCAUGCAUGAACUUAAGCUAUGUAUAAGUGAAGAGUGUGCUAUCGUUUUAGCAACAAAUCAUUGAUGAAAUGAGCUGUUUUCAUUGUCAUUUUGGGGCAUUGAAUAUUAGUGUCAAGCCGACUGCGGCAGUAAAUGUUGUUACUCUUUUAGCCGUGAAAGCAUCAUUAUGUAGAGGAAAGUAGGAAGAAAAGUUAAUACAAACUAAACCUAUAAUGUUAAAAACAUGUGCCAUCAUUCACUAAGCAAAUGCUUAUUAGAGAUUACAAUAAAACUGCAUUUAUGUAUGCAGACAUGGUACUAAAGCAUCAGAAUGGGGAAUAAGGGUGAUUUAAAAGUCUCUAAAUGUGGCAUUGUUGCUGGUCUGGUCUGAGUAUUUCAGAAAUGGCUGACUUACUGGGAUUUUCUUGCAUAACUGUCUUUAAGGUUUACAUAGAAUGGCCCAAAAAACAGAAACUAUUCAGUGAAUGGCAGAUCUCAGAGUGAAAAUGCUUCUGGACUAACUGCUUUAAGCUGCUGGGAAUUCUCAUUAUGACCAAGAUAUGCAGAAGAGCAUGGAUAACACACGAUAACACACCUUUCUUGAACAUAACAAUGAGUUUAUUGUACUCAAAUGGUCUCCUUGGUCUCUCAACAGAUAAUUAUAUUCUCAACAUAAAUGUUUUUAAAUAGCUUUUUCUAUCACGUUUAAGUAGAUCUCAUGUCAUACCUUUCCUACAGAUUGUACCGUUGAGUCUGUCAUAACUGGAAAGCAAGCUUGAGAGGUUGACUGAGAGCCAGUGCCAAUGAGCCACCUGUUUUUGACAGUCAGAGGCUGAGUGAGGUGGAACUGCUGCUGAAAGAGAGUCAAGGCGAAGGCAGCAGAGUGCAGCUUGGUUUCAUUUUGGUAAAGAACAAAGCAGACCGUCUGCCAUUGUAAAAACUUUGCAAUGACAGACAGAAAGUCCUCCUCAGGUGCUGCCACAGGGAUGAUAUGUGAUAUACAAGAUUUGGAGCCAAAACAGAAGAAGUGUGUGGCAGGGGGAUCAGAGAGAAAGUGGGAGAUCUCAUCUCUCCAGGAUCUGGAGGAGGUUUUACACUCAGCUCCACGCUCCUGUCGACAUGGAGACGAGGUGUGGCCGAAUCUGUUUCUGGGAGACAUGUUUAUGUCUCAUGACAAGUUUGGGCUCUACCAGCUAGGGAUCACUCAUGUGCUGAAUGCCUCACAUGGUAAACUCUGCUGUAAAGGUAGUGAUGAUUUCUAUGGAACCACAGUGAAAUAUUACGGAGUCCCUGCCAACGACCUCCCCACAUUUGACCUCUCGCCAUAUUUCUACCCCGCAGCUGAGUUCAUUCACCAGGCUUUGACAUCAGGAGGGAAAGUGUUUGUGCACUGUGCUGUGGGUGUGAGUCGUUCAGCUGCAUUGGUCCUAGCCUACCUGAUGAUUCAUCAUCACCUCAGUCUGUUGUCCUCUAUACGUUGUGUGCAGCAGAAGCGCUGGAUUUUUCCCAACAGAGGCUUCCUGCGACAGCUCAUAGACCUGGACCAAAAACUGCAGGAUGAUGGUUUAAACGAUCCAGAUGGUAUCAGUGCGAGCUCCUGAAUUCUCCCCCUGGGGUUUUUUAGCAUCAGUGAACAGACCAAUCAAUGCUACAGCGUUACAACAUUAAAU